Molecule: messenger RNA, 2307 nt
Organism: Drosophila hydei
Lineage: Eukaryota; Metazoa; Arthropoda; Insecta; Diptera; Drosophilidae
Product: proline-, glutamic acid- and leucine-rich protein 1
Exons: 8
Coding region: 45-2282 (745 amino acids)
Biological process (GO): rRNA processing
Cellular component (GO): nucleus
Source: RefSeq, a predicted model, not a curated record
CAUUUUUUUAAUAUCGCAUCUCUAGUCCGCACAUGUUCUAAGAAAUGUUUCGAACUGGUGAUAUAUUCAAAACAAUUGUUCACGCAAAAAAGGAAGACCGAAAUGUCUACCUUAAUGUUGCGGAUCAAAAUCUUCACGGAGCAAGCACAGAGUCGGAGGCACAAUCCAUUACUUUUCUCCUUUACAAAACUAAGACUCGAUCAAUCGGCUUACGAUUUCUUAUUAAAUAUUUAAACCAAUGCCCAAGUCACAUUUUGAAAGAUAAGGGAAAUAUUUGGUUAACUAUUAUAACUAGAACAUGUAAUAGUAAGGAAGUUGGCUUAUAUGGAGAACUUAUAUAUGAAGCUGUGGCUUUACUUGUAGUUCAAAUACAAGCAGCCCCUGAAACAGCAAAAUCCUUUGGUGCAACUUGUUUAGGAAAGAUUUACGAAAGUCUAUCAUUUUUGAAAAAAGAUACAACCCUAUGUUGUACGAUUGCUGCACUAAAAGCCGUAAAACAAUGUUUAAAGUACUACCCUGGACCCAGUAAGUCAGGAAAGGUUAGAGUUACACAAUACCUUCUAACAUUGGUAGAUAGCUGUUACCCUGAAGUUGUUUAUGAAAGCGGAAAUUGCUGGUUACAAUUACAACAAGUACGGGGAAAUUCCAACAACACUGGCAUCAGUAACGAAAAAGUUGAAUGGCAAGAUUUCCAACUCGGGUUGCUAGCUAACCUGAACGAUUUGUUAAAUAAUGGAUUUCCUAAAUACAAAGAUAAUACCAAGGACUUCAAAAGCCAUAAAUUGCAAUCUUUUAAUUUGGAAUUAACAGGAGAUCCAAUUGAAAGAGCAGCUCAAGUUUGCAGACGAUUCUGCAAUCUAACUGAGUUCCUUAAGAUUGCACUAAGCCAACCGUACUCUUCAAAAAAGCUAAUAUGUCCAAAGAAAAUUUUGGACCUAAUUCAACAUGGUAUGGGAGUGAGCUAUGGAAACUGUGAGAAUAUUGAUAGCAUGUGCUUCGAGAAUCUUCUACCUCAAAUGCAUACUAAAUUAUUGGAGCUACUAGAAGUUUUGAUCAACAUCUGCCACACUCACCUCAGACCGCAUUUUCGAUUGAUUUCAAGUAUUGUAUUGGACUCAUUACAAAAAACCAUGUGGUCAACACCUGAAGGAAUUUCAAUCCAGUUGUUUAAUUUACGAAUUCAUGUCUAUAAAGCAACAACGUCAUGGCUCUUAACUUUUGCUGAGGGAAGCGGAUGCGAUUUAAUUGCCGAACGCCUUGUAAAAAUUUUACUUGAAGAUGUCACAAUCCGUCGUAGAGACAUAUAUUUGAUGCCCGUUACUCAGCCAAAAAAUAAAUGUAAAAGGAAAAAUACUGCAUCGACAGAAGCACAUUUCCAAGGCGAAGCGAUAAUUAAUAAAAACAAAGAAAUUCUUUGUAGGCAUGCAUUACAAUGUCUACAAAUGGUUUUGGAUUCUGUUGGUUAUAUUUUAAAACCACAACUUCUAAGGAAUAUAUUGACCACUCUAUUGGAAAACGGCGCUCAAAUAUAUGAGAAACGUGUGUGGAAGGAAAAUGUUUAUAACGACUGGACUUGCCGCCUGGAGUUGUACAAAACCUUAUUCAUAUUUAUCAAAUUAAGAAAUAUGCCCUGCUCUCCCCCUACAGAUAUAGUUUUGUACAUACUUGAUGAAUCUAGCAAAAAAGAUCCAAGCCCUGACAUACGAAUUUGUUGCAAAAAUAUGAUCGCUUCAGUUGAAAAAAUUUUACAUCCUCAAAGAGAAACUUUAAUUUUCAAAGAAGACCCGCAACACAGUAUUUCUACAAUACAGCUAAAUGAAAACACAGUCUAUGAAAGUUCAAAGGAGACUCCAGACUUAGGCAAUAAUGAAAUCAUGCAAUUACAGAAGAGAGUAGCCAGCAGUGCCCUUCUUCCCAUAGACAAUUUAAAUGAAGAAAAUUCAAGUAGGUGUGUAUCAAAAAAAAUGCGCACGUCCUCCGAAAAUAAAAAUAAUAGGUAUGUCGUUAUUGAAGAAGAAGAUGCUUUGGAAAAUCCAGCACAUAAUAGCUGUGUAAUUCUGCAAGAAGCUAAUGUAGAGUCUUUGGAAGAAAAUCUGGAAGCUCCAGAGAUUAAUGAUCGUGUACGUAUUCUAAAAGUCCGUUCAAAAGAGUCUACGCAAGUAUCAGACGAUAUUAAGCACAGCACGCCGGAACCUAUUUCAAAUGAAGCAAAACCUGGUAAGAGCGAUGACGAUGAUUACAUUGCUGAGUUGCAGGCUGCUUUUGUCGACGAGUUAAAAUAAAAAAAUGCAUUAUUAUAAUGAAAAC